Molecule: messenger RNA, 1878 nt
Organism: Acyrthosiphon pisum (pea aphid)
Lineage: Eukaryota; Metazoa; Arthropoda; Insecta; Hemiptera; Aphididae
Product: E3 ubiquitin-protein ligase Topors-like
Exons: 10
Coding region: 287-1600 (437 amino acids)
Biological process (GO): protein polyubiquitination; protein monoubiquitination
Molecular function (GO): ubiquitin protein ligase activity; metal ion binding
Source: RefSeq, a predicted model, not a curated record
AAUAAUAAUUUAGUUAUACUUAUUUUGUAAGUGUUCGUCAGUGAUACUAAUUUCGAAAUUUUGUUUAUAUUGACGCGUCAGUAUCUACUCACCCACUUUUAAGAUAAUAUUUUCCAUGAGUGACCACUUUUACCACGGACAUCUUGACCUAGCAAUUUUCAAUUUGGUUUAGUCCAUCUUUGAAAUCAAUUAGGACACGUCUAAGAAAUCGGCUUCCUAUCAUCUAUUAUAUUUUCGGAGUUGUCAUCGAGGGUAAAGUAUUAGUAUCAAUUAUCAAUCAUUAAUAAUGGAAAUUCUUAAUAACAAACCUACUGGGCGGCCUUCCACACCAGAUCCACAAUGUUCAAUUUGUUUGAAUGAAUUGACCAAUAAAUGUUAUACCAAUGUAUGUGUGCAUUUAUUUUGUUUUGAUUGUUUACAAUGGUGGUCAAAUACGUGCUUACAGCGAUGUUCAAGUUCAGAACCAACUUGUCCAUUAUGUAAGCAAACAUUCAGAUACAUUUAUCAUUCAAUUGAUGAUAAAGGCGCUUUUGAAACAUAUACUGUUCCUAUAGUAACGAGCCCAUCAACUGUUACGGAUGUGAGUGAACAAGUAGCAAAUAUUAACAGAAUGAUCAUACAAAGUAUUUUAAGUAUGGGUCAUAGACCCCAAAGAAUGAGGCCAUUUUGGAGGCCGAGUGUGGAUGAAGCGGGCAACAGUCAUCUUCAAUUAUAUCAUCGCCAGCCUCAGAACUUACCAUUCACAAAUCCUAAUUUACCAAUCAAUGGUCAAAGAACAAGAAUACAAGUGUAUGUUGAUAAUGUGUGGGCUGUACCAUUACCUAAUAUAGAUGACCGUUUUAGACAUGGUACCAUAGCCUUCUAUCGAAAUCAUCCAACACAAAUGCACAGAUUGCGUACAUUCGUUCUUAGAGAUCUUGUAGCCAUAAGGGAAUCUGUUAGAUUUGAAGGUCAGCCCGUGUAUUACCCUGCCAACACUGAUUUGCAUGCGACAAAUUUGAUAAUAUCAUCACUUCCAAAUUGUGAAAUAAGACGGUUACAUUUGAUCGAAAACUUAAGGAGUUUUCUGAGUGUGCAUGGAGUACACUUUUGCCACGAACUGUACAAUUUUGCUCAGAGUAUAUUUGAAAUUGGUGACUAUGAUAACCAUGUUCAAUAUUCACAUACUAUUCAGGAUACUGAUUUUAAUGCUUUAUUUCAAGAUGAACAAUCUAUACCAAUCCAUGUUGUACAGAAUUCAAAUAAUGAAGAACUUCAAAGCCCAAAUAUAAUAGAAGAUAGUUCUAGCUCCGACUCUGAGAACAACUCUGAUGUUGAAAUUAUAAGUGUCUCCUUCCGUACUACCGAUCCACUUAAUUCGGACUCUAUUAACCAACCAUCUACAUCUACUGGAAUUCGAGAUUCAUUAGAUAGACCAAACAAUAGUUGUCAAUCCGUAAAUGGUGGAUUAUCUCAAGUGUCAUAUUCAUCUCGAGUAAAAAGAGGCAGGCCCAAUUCAGAUGAAUCAGACGAUGAAGAAUCAAGAAUUGCUACUCAAGGUUCUCAAACUGCUAAUUUAAAAUCUCGAGAUGUUAAUAACAAAAAGAAAAAGAAACACUAAUGAUUCACGGUUUGAAAUCAGUAAUCAAAGUACCAACCGGAAUCGUUUAUAUCCAAGAUCAUCUUCAUCUUCGGGAGAAACAUAUAAAAAACCUAUUAAGAGUUGUAUUCUACCGAUAAAGUACUAUAAACUAGUAUUAAUUUAUCAAAAAAAAGAAUGUAAAAUAUAUAUUAUGUAAUCACAGUAGAAAUUAAAAUUGUCAAUCUAAGUAAACAGGAAUAGACAAUUUAUGUAUAUGAUUUUAUUUAUUUUUUCUUAUUAAAUAAUUUACGCUUGAA